Molecule: messenger RNA, 1065 nt
Organism: Penicillium roqueforti
Lineage: Eukaryota; Fungi; Ascomycota; Eurotiomycetes; Eurotiales; Aspergillaceae
Product: zinc-dependent alcohol dehydrogenase
Exons: 9
Coding region: 1-1065 (354 amino acids)
Molecular function (GO): zinc ion binding; oxidoreductase activity
Source: RefSeq, a predicted model, not a curated record
AUGACUGACAUUCCAAAGAGGCAAUGGGCUCAGGUCUUUGAGACCAGUGGUUCAGCAUUGCACUUUACCCAAGUACCUGUUCCCGUGCCCGGCGCUACCGAGGUGCUCGUCAAUAUCAAAUACUCGGGAGUGUGUCACUCGGAUUUGCAAGCGUGGAAAGGGGGCUGGCCACUUGAUCCGAAGAAAGGUCUUAUCGGAGGUCAUGAGGGCGUGGGGAUUGUUGUUAAGACAGGAGAGGGAGUUGAAGAUUUAGCUGUGGGUGACCACGUUGGAAUACAGUGGAUCAACAGUAUCUGUGGUUCUUGUGUAUCCUGUGAUUCCAAUGAUCAGAGGUCGUGUGCAAGUGCUCAGUUUUCUGGGUACACCAGAGACGGCACCUUUCAGCAAUACGUCGUCUGUAAGGAACUCUGUGCCGUUCGAAUUCCUCCAGAAGCGCCUUUAGACAAGAUUGCUCCCAUUCUUUGCGCUGGGGUAACUGUCUAUCGCGCUCUUCAAGAGACCGGCGCCCAGGCGGGUGAUAUAGUUGCCAUUGCUGGUGCUGGUGGGGGGCUCGGGACCCUAGCUUGUCAAUAUGCGAAGGCGAUGGGUUUUCGAGUACUUGCAAUAUCAAGUGGAGCUGAGAAGAGAACGCAUUGUGAGAAAUUGGGCGUGGACUAUUUUGCGGACUAUAAAAGCUCCAAGGAUCUCACCCGUGAUAUUCAGAGGCUUACCAACGGAGGGCCUCAUGCUGUGGUAGUGGUAUCAUCAGAUGAUCGUCCCAUCUCCCAGGCUGUUGAGUACAUCAGAUCUCGGGGAACAAUUGUGUUAGUUGGCUUGCCGCCAGGGGCAGUCAUAAAAGCCGACCUCUUCUCGGUCGUCAUCCGCAUGAUCACUAUCAAGGGAUCUUAUGUUGGCACCAGAGAGGAUACCGAGGAGGCACUGGAAUUCUUCCUUCGUAAAAACCUCGCCAUGCAAUGCCAGAUCAUGGAACUUGAGCAAUUACCCCAAGUCUAUGAUAUGAUGGAGAAAGCAAGUAUCAAAGGUCGAAUAGUUUUGAGGAUGCCUGAAAGUGCGGACCUUCUAUAG